AUGGCUAGCGGAGGAGCUGCAGCAGGUAGUGGUAGUCAACAUCAGGGUGCAGCAGCAACAACUGAAGGUAUGGAUGUUGAUGAUCUUGAUGAGGAUGCUGCCAAGAAGCAAGAAAUAUAUUGGGAAGAGACUUUGGAGGCUGCAGAUGUAAAUGUUGAUGUGGUGAACUCUGUGAAACCUUCUGAAGAACCUAUGGCAAUAAGACCUCCACCUUUUAGGUCCUCUACUGCACAUGUGCCACCUAGACCUAUCAUAAAGCUAACCAUGUCCAAGCGACCAAUUAGGAGGAGAAAUGUUAAGAGGCCACCACCAUCACAACUUUCUCCCCUCAGACCUGCCCCACCACAAUCUACUCUCAUAAUGCCUACCACACCACAACCUCUUCCUGUUAGGUCUACACCACCAACUAACCAACCUCCUCCAAAAGUUACCAGACAAAUAAUGCAUGGUGCAAGUCGAGGGACCACUACAAGAUUUAUGCAAUUCAUGCCAACUCCAUCAUCCACAAUUCAAACAGCAGGCAGAUGGGCAGUACCUGGGUUCUGCCCACCAACAAGAGCAUCUUUAAGUGGCAACAACAAUGGGGUUCUAGUGGCAGCAGCAAUUUCACACCUAGCAAAUAGGAUUUUCUAG
Arachis ipaensis is the source of this 633-nucleotide messenger RNA. NCBI's taxonomy places the organism in Eukaryota, Viridiplantae, Streptophyta, Magnoliopsida, Fabales, Fabaceae. The record is from RefSeq and is a predicted model, not a curated record.